Molecule: messenger RNA, 822 nt
Organism: Arctia plantaginis
Lineage: Eukaryota; Metazoa; Arthropoda; Insecta; Lepidoptera; Erebidae
Source: the annotation of a GenBank genome assembly
AUGCGGCGUCAAUUCGCACUACCUCUGGCUCUUCUAUUUAUAGCACUUGGAGUUUCUUCCAACGCACAAACGGAGGGGCCGACGCCGGUGGCCGCGCCGACGAGCGCUAUUCCUGCAGCGCCCGAAGCAGUUCACCCCGUGGUGAUGUACGACGUGGGCCGCACUUUCACCCUCAACUGCAGUGUUGCCUCUACGCCCGGCGUCGCUAUUGUGUGGAAAAAGAACGAUACGGCUGUGGAGAGUCUGUGGGAUCUACGCGGUCGCUAUACUCUCGACAGAGAAGGUACAGUGUUUAAGUUGUCGUCGCGCACCACGGAGGACGACUUCGGCAACUACACGUGCUCGCUCGGCGAUAACAGCGAGACCUGGGAAGUCCGGGGCCGUCCCCACGCCAAACUGCAACACAACACGAACGUCGUCGAGAAGCAGAACCUCAAACUCACGUGCAAGCUGACCGGCAAACCUUACCCGGCGGUGACGUGGCUCUUCAACAACGGCACGGAGAACGGCACGGACGUGGCGGUGGCGCUGGGAUCACGCGUGACGCUGCAGACGAGCGCGCAGGGCGUGGCAGGCGCCGAGCUGGUGCUGAAGGACGCCGAGCGCACGGACGCGGGCGAGUACACGUGCGUGCCCGAGGCCGGGCUCAGCGCCGCCACCACGCUGCGUGUCAAGGACCAGUACGCGGCGCUGUGGCCCUUCCUCGGCAUCUGCGCCGAGGUGUUCGUGCUGUGCGCCAUCAUCCUGGUGUACGAGAAGCGCCGCACCAAGCCCGAGCUGGACGACUCUGACACCGACAACCACGACCAGAAGAAGUCGUAA